UACGUGUGUAGAAUACCAAGUUUUACGGUCUUACAUGCUAUUUUGAUAUAUUUGGAGACCAAAAACUCAGGUCUGAAUAGAAUCGGUUGUAUAGGGUUAUAUAAUAUAGUCUUCCAACGUUCCCGGUUCCGACCAGUGAUCAAUGCCAAGUGAAAACUCAUCUGCGUACAAAGUUUGGCUGAAAUAUCACAAGAACACGCAAACUAGUGCGUGCAAACAGAUGUUUCCUAAUAUGUUAAGUUGGCAACUCAUGAAUUAGUUCACAACACGAAUAUAAAAGAAAAUAAGAAUAGUUUUCAAAUGUCGAGAAAUUCUGAAAUCAUUUUAAAUAAACGAAUCAAAAAGAAAUGCAUUUCAUUCAAUUUAAUAUUCGUAUAUAAUUGCUUGAAGUAUAUUUGAACAUAUAUUUGAACAAAGGCUUCAUGGUUAUAUCUUUAGAAUUUAAUUUACAAUACAAUACAAAAAUGCCAAAACGCUGUGAAAGUUGCAAUGAAAUUAUGGAUGAGCUACUAACAAUGCGACAAACAUUCGAAAGAAUGUCUAAAAAAUUAACCAAAGAAAUAACUGACCUGCAGCAAGAAGUAACUGAUGCUAUGACCAAUACAACACGAGGAAAAGCACAAAUUACUGAAGAGAAUAGUAGCUCAGUUCCAACUGAGCCACCUACAAAAGUGAAGUGUUGCAAUGUCGAUAAAAUUGAAUAUAAAAGUGUAAAAUCAAAAGAAAAAAUGAAUAGCAGGAUUCCGAAAUUUGGGCUUGAUAAUAGUGAGGCAAAAAAGCGGAUGAUGAAAUGGAAGAACAAAUUUUCAAUGACUAUGAAGAUUCAAUAUUAUAGUUUUUGAUAAAGCUUUAUAAAAAU
Ceratitis capitata (Mediterranean fruit fly) is the source of this 859-nucleotide messenger RNA. RefSeq lists its product as uncharacterized. The record is from RefSeq and is a predicted model, not a curated record. The transcript has 3 exons. The coding region runs from base 423 to 842 and encodes 139 amino acids. Lineage: Eukaryota; Metazoa; Arthropoda; Insecta; Diptera; Tephritidae.